CUUCAUUCGUUCGCUGGAUUUGACAGAAGAAAGUAACGUGCGUGCCAUCAGUGCUGAUCGAUACAGCAAAAUGGAUGUGAAAAACUGCGGCUUCAUCGAUCCGCAGGGACAGCUGAGCGCAGGCCUAGCCAGUCGGGAUAUAAGGGAAUUCCACACGGCCCUGGACAACGGUGCACAGCCGAAUCUCCAGGACGAGCGCCACACGACGCUCUACGAGAAGGCGCUGUCCACACCGGGAUGCGCACAGUUUAUCGAGGCCUGCCUGGCCCACGGCUGCAAUGUAAACUAUAUAAAUCAAAAGCUCAACAAGGCUGCCCUUAGCUAUGCCGCAGACUCGCGGGAUCCCUCGAAUCUGGCCGUGCUGCUGCGCCAUGGGGGAGUCCAGGUGGACCGCAAGUAUAGCCAGCUGACGCCCCUCAACUCGCUGGCCAAGAAUCUCACAGCGGAGAAUGCCUCAACGGUGGGCUCCUGCAUCCAGCUGCUGCUCGAGCACGGCGCCUCUCCGAAUGUGGUGGAUCAGGGCGAGUUCACGCCCCUCCACCAUGUGCUGAAGAACCGGAAGAUUGAGGCCGGCACCAAGAAGGAGCUGAUCGGGCUGUUCCUGACCCAGCCCCAGCUGGACAUUGACAGCUAUCGGAACGGGCAGGUGCGCCAGAUGCUGAAGGAUCAGUAUCCGGAACUGUCCCUGCCAGAGCUGCGCGAGCCCGGAGCAGAGAUCGACUGCGAGCGACUUCUCCGCACGCUUCGGGAUGGAGACGAGACCCAGUUUGAGCAACAGUUUGCGGAGUAUCACCAGAACGUGAGCGGCAACGCGGACAACCAGCGCAACGCCAACCAGGAGGAGUAUCUGUCCCUGCUGGAGGAGAGCAUUAAGCGGGGCAAGCAGCGAGCCUUCGAGGCCAUCCUCGAAACGGGCAUCAACAUCAAUCAAGCGAAAUUGAAUGCGACCAGCCCCGUGGAGCUGGCCGUGAUCUGGGGCAACCACAGGGCACUGGAUGUGCUCCUGAAGCACCCGCAGCUGAGGCUGAACUCGAAUGCCAAGCUGCUGAAUGCUGUGAUCAGUCGCUUGGAUGAGCAGCCACUGGACGACUUCUGCGACCACCAGCGCUGCUUGCAGCUGCUGCUCGAGAGCGAUCGUGUGGACAUCAACGAGGCGGACAAGGGUGGCCAGGUGCCGCUCUCCUAUGCGGUGAAGUACCGCAACAUCAAGGUGGCACAGGAGCUUCUCCGACAUGGGGCGUACAUUGGGGCCAGAAGCGCGUUCGGGGAUCUGCCCAUACAGGAGAUGGACCCGAAAGUGCUCGAGGAGCACUUCGAUUCCUGCAUCACCACCAACGGGGAGAAGCCCGGCGACCAGGGCUUCGAGAUCGUCAUCAACUACAAGAAUCUGAUGCGACGGCAGCAAGAGUCCGGGCAGUCGGACAAGCGGACAAGCAUUCCACACCAACUGCAGGACGAGAUGACGCCAAUCGCGUACAUUGCCGAGUCCAAGGAGCUGCGCCACCUGCUGCAGCAUCCGCUCAUCUCGAGCUUCCUCUUCCUCAAGUGGCACCGCCUCUCGGUGAUCUUCUACCUGAACUUUCUGCUCUACACGCUCUUCACUGCCUCCAUUAUCACGCACACGCUGCUGAAGUUCCACGAGAGUGACCACACGGCCCUGACGGCACUCUUUGGGCUGUUCUCCUGGAUAGGCAUUGUGUAUCUCAUAGUCCGAGAGGUCAUUCAGUUUGCCAUGUCGCCGCUGCUGCACUUCUGGUCCAUCACCAACCUGAUGGAGGUGGCUCUGAUCGUCCUCUCUAUCCUGACCUGCAUGGAGGCCAGCUACGACAAGGAGACGCAGCGCGUGCUGGCCGUCUUCACCAUUCUGCUGGUGUCCCUGGAGUUCUGCCUGCUGGUGGGCUCCCUGCCAGUGCUCUCCAUAUCGACCCACAUGCUCAUGCUGCGCGCCGUCUCCAGCAGCUUCAUCAAGAGCUUUGCCCUCUACUCGAUCUUUGUGCUGACGUUCAGUCUGUGCUUCUACAUACUGUUUGGCAAGCCGCAGGUGGACACGAAGGACAGCACGCCAGAGCCCGCAAAGGAGGGAGAAGACGAUGGGCACUUCAACACCUUUUCGGUGCCCAUCGAGGCGCUCAUCAAGACGAUUGUGAUGCUCACGGGAGAGUUUGAUGCCGGCGACAUCAAGUUCGACAGCGUCUACACCUAUCUGAUAUUCCUGCUCUUCGUUUUCUUCAUGACCAUCGUGCUGUUCAAUCUGCUCAAUGGUCUAGCCGUGAGCGACACUCAGGCGAUCAAAGCACAGGCGGAGCUGAACGGCGCCAUUGUGCGCACCAAUCUGCUGACGCGCUACGAGCAAGUUCUCACUGGCCGAGACGGACACGCUGGCUUCAUUGUGGGCAGCGAACCGUUCCGCAGCAUCUGCCAGCGAUUGAUGAACAUCUACCCCAACUACCUGAGUCUGCGGCAGAUCUCGGUGCUGCCCAACGACGGCAACAAGGUGCUGAUACCCAUGAACAAUGGCUUCGAGCUGCAGCCCCUGAAUGGCAAGAGCCCGACCAGCUUCCAGCAGCUGCCCACGAGCGCCACGCAGAAGAAGCUGCUGGAUCCGCCGCUGAAGCUGCUGCCCUGCUGCUGCUCCGUGCUGACCGGCCAGUGUUCCCAGAUUGAUGGCCGGACCGUGAAGCUCGCCCUGGCCCUCAUCGAUGAGAAGUCCAGUGCGGAGCAGAGGCGUCAGCGGGACCAGAUUAGCGAUCGACGGCUGCAGAUCAUCGAACAGAAGCUGGACCAUCUGCUGCAAGUGCUGCAGGAGCGCACUUAGUCGGGCUCUGCUGGGGAUUGGGGGACUCAGCUCUAGUAUUUAUUUAAUGAGUAAUUGUUUAGCAUUUAACAUAUGUGCGUAUAGCCCGCACUCAAAGCAGACUCGCAGCUUAAGUUAGUCAGAAAUUGUUUUUAUUAACAUACGAAUAAUGAAAUUGAACAAAACCCUUAAUAAUCUGCUUGUUGUCAGUAAGUACAUAAGUAGUAUAUAAUGGUUAUAUAGACAGUAAAUAUUGUAUAAACGAAUACCUUUACUGUACGUACCAUUUUGUACCCGAGUAAAUAUUUUGAAAUUGCAAAUGUUAGAUUUAUGCAUUCUUGAAUUUUCAUUUCGUUAUUAUAAUUAUUAUCUUUAAUUGGUUUUCCGUUUUCCGUUUUCAUUUUGUUUUUAUUUUGUUUUGUAUCUGAUAUGAUUCGGUUCAAAAUGUGAGUGUAUUGUUUACCCACAUAUUAUUAUGUUCUUAAUGGUUCUUAAUCUUUUGCGUUUCUUUUUUAUUACCCUUUUGUUUUGUUUUCUAAAUUAAUUGUUAGCAGCGGAGCUGAGGAGCGUAGCGGAUCAAAUCAAUCAAAAGUUGAUGGCUCUAAAGGAAGAGCUAACGAGGCAGUCAAUGGCAAAUGGAAAUUUAUGCAAAUGCAAACCAUGCGGCAAUAAUUUGUUAACAAUUUGCUGCCCAAUUAUCGUUUUGAUAGAGACAAAUUAAGCGAAAAUUUUGAUUUCAUCCGUUGGAGCGUGCUUGGAGCGAGUGAGUGGAGCGCAGGCAAUGGUUAAGCUAAGCUAGAAUUGGAAUUAUUAUAAAACUAUGCAUUGUGUGUAAUAUUUAAUUGAUUUUUGAUUAUGCCAUAGCUGUUGCUGCUGCGAUUUUAGGACUAGGACUAGGACUAGGGCUAGGACUAGGACGACCAAUAAGGCGGCAAAUCAAAAUAAUUGACUUAGUUCUCAGAGUGUGUUAAGCAAUUGUGCGCCACGCCACGGCACGCCACGCCUGCUGCUAUAGCUUUUGUUUUCGAUUUCCUGUACGUAAUAAAUAUCUAUCUGUA
Messenger RNA from Drosophila subobscura, 3852 nucleotides. It is a transcript of the gene pain, whose product is annotated as transient receptor potential cation channel protein painless. The record is from RefSeq and is a predicted model, not a curated record. Bases 71 to 2815 code for a protein of 914 amino acids. Gene Ontology annotation, biological process: transmembrane transport; monoatomic ion transport. The transcript has 4 exons. Gene Ontology annotation, cellular component: membrane. Lineage: Eukaryota; Metazoa; Arthropoda; Insecta; Diptera; Drosophilidae. Gene Ontology annotation, molecular function: monoatomic ion channel activity; protein binding.